AUGAAAUUUCAAUAUAAGGAAGAAUAUCCAUUUGAAAAAAGAAAAGCAGAAGGUGAAAAAAUAAGGAGAAAAUAUCCGGAAAGAGUUCCAGUCAUCGUCGAAAAAGCUCCAAAAGCAAGGAUUGGAGAUUUGGAUAAAAAAAAAUAUUUAGUACCAUCGGAUUUAACCGUUGGACAAUUUUAUUUUUUAAUUAGAAAAAGAAUUCAUUUAAGACCCGAAGAUGCAUUAUUUUUUUUUGUUAACAACGUUAUUCCACCAACAUCAGCCACAAUGGGAAGUCUUUAUCAGGAACAUCACGAAGAAGAUUUUUUUCUUUACAUUGCUUAUUCCGAUGAAAAUGUUUAUGGAGCUUAA
Molecule: messenger RNA, 354 nt
Organism: Pediculus humanus corporis (human body louse)
Lineage: Eukaryota; Metazoa; Arthropoda; Insecta; Psocodea; Pediculidae
Product: gamma-aminobutyric acid receptor-associated protein, putative
Exons: 3
Coding region: 1-354 (117 amino acids)
Biological process (GO): cellular response to nitrogen starvation; autophagy of mitochondrion; macroautophagy
Cellular component (GO): cytosol; autophagosome; autophagosome membrane
Molecular function (GO): ubiquitin protein ligase binding; GABA receptor binding
Source: RefSeq, a predicted model, not a curated record